AUGUCGUCCUUCAGUCCAACCCAGAUCUUCGAGGAAGGCACAACACAGGAAAAGGGCGAAAAUGCCCGGCUGACCGCGUUCGUCGGUGCCAUCGCCGUUGGGGAUUUGGUCAAGAGCACUCUGGGACCGAAGGGAAUGGAUAAGAUUCUGCAAUCUGCGUCAACCGGCGAGAUAAUGGUAACCAACGAUGGUGCAACGAUCCUCAAGUCUAUCGCCUUGGACAAUGCUGCGGCGAAAGUCCUUGUGAACAUUUCCAAGGUUCAAGACGACGAAGUUGGGGAUGGCACAACAUCGGUGGCUGUCCUUGCGGCGGAGCUUCUCCGCGAGGCGGAGAAACUGGUCGACAAGAAGAUACACCCUCAGACCAUCAUUGAAGGGUACCGGAUAGCGAGCAAGGCUGCCCUGAGCGCGUUGGAGCAGUCUGCCGUGGAUCGCAGCAAUGACCCCGAAGCUUUCAAGAAGGACCUCCUCGCCAUUGCGAGAACGACGCUCAGCUCCAAGGUGUUGGCCCAGGACCGCGCCCACUUCGCAAAGCUGGCAUGUGAGGCAGUGCUGCGGCUAAAGGGAUCGUCCGACCUCAGCCACAUCCAGAUCAUCAAGAAGGCCGGAGGCAGGCUCAACGAGUCCUACCUGGACGAGGGAUUCAUUCUGGACAAGAAGAUCGGUGUCAACCAGCCCAAGCGCCUCGAGAAGGCCAGGAUCCUUUUGGCCAACACCUCCAUGGACACGGACAAGGUGAAGAUCUUUGGUGCUCGAGUCAAGGUUAGCUCCACGAGCAAGCUGGCCGAGCUCGAGAAGGCAGAGAAGGAGAAGAUGAAGGCCAAGGUGGACAAGAUCAAGGCGCAUGGCAUCAACUGCUUCAUCAACCGACAGUUGAUAUACAACUGGCCCGAACAGCUGUUCACCGACGCCGGCAUCAUGUCCAUCGAGCACGCCGACUUCGACGGCAUUGAGCGCCUGGCGCUUGUCACCGGAGGCGAGAUUGCGUCGACAUUCGACCAUCCAGACCAAGUAAAGCUUGGCCACUGCGAUGUGAUCGAGGAGGUGAUCAUCGGCGAGGAUACCUUGAUCCGCUUUUCCGGAGUUGCGGCGGGCAAGGCCUGCACAAUCGUGCUUCGAGGAGCGACCGAGCAGCUGCUGGACGAGGCAGAGCGCAGCCUGCACGACGCGCUCGCCGUCCUGUCGCAGACGGUCAUAGAACCCCGGACCACCCUCGGCGGCGGUUGCGCCGAGAUGGUCAUGGCCAAGGCCGUGGAGGGUGCGGCAACUCGGGUCGAGGGUAAACGGCAGAUGGCCGUUGCUUCCUUUGCCGUCGCGUUGCGUCAACUCCCCACGAUUUUGGCCGACAACGCGGGUCUUGACUCGGGCGAGCUGGUAGCACGUCUCCGCAAGGCCAUUUACGACGGCAUGACUACGUACGGGCUGGAUUUGAUGACUCCGGACGGAGGCAUUGCCGACAUGCGCGACCUUGGUGUGGUUGAGAGCUACAAGCUCAAGAAGGCCGUUGUCUCAUCGGCCAAAAGACCAAUACACUUCGGAUUCCUGAGUCUGCUCAUCAACGGUGUCGCCUUGCUUGCGUAUGCUCGAUACAAUGGUCACGGCCAGGCUUCCUAUGUCCCUCUCGCCUCGGAGCCUCUACGAACCUACUCUCCCCGACUCGACCGGAUCCUCAACCGCGUGCCAAAGCUACUUUUGCGACUCCUCCGGCACUCCACCCCCCUAGCGAUCCUCGUUAUUGGCAUAGUCACUCGCGUCCUCAUAACAUGGCGUGUGAUUCGCACCAUACAAUGCUCGUGGGACGGCGUUUCGGCUCUUUUACCACUCGUCGUGGUUGUUGUGGGCGACAUAAUUGACCGAGGGGCACAAGAUAUCCGGCGUGGCAGAUUUGAUCAUGUUUCUGACCCGGCCAAGCUCGGCCGGUCGUUACCUUCCCUUCUCCGAUACAUAUCCUUCGCCGUCGCCUGGGCGUGGGCGGCAACAGCGACGUUCGAGAUGGCUUCCCUGCCAACUGGGGCCAUCUGCCCUUCCGGUUGGAGAUGGGGGCGUCUUGUUCCCGCUGCCCAACUUGUCAUUGUGGUUCUGGACGCCUUUAUCCUGCACCGAAUUGCCCACAUCAAGCAAGACCAAGACACCAGGGAUACCGCCACACGCUCGAUCGCUGCGGUAUCCCUCGCGUCGGCGGCCUCAUUGAUGGCUUUGUCCACCUUCUCGUUGCAUGACCCGGCGAACCUCGACUGGGCCUUUAGGCUAGACCCAGUCGCCAUCCGAGAUUUGCUCAUGGAUUCCAUUCUUGCCUCGACAGCGUUCCUCUCAGGGAUCCACAUGCUAUCAGUCCUAGACACCUGGACCGUUGCUGUGACGGUCAGCGGGAUCCUUCUUCAUGUCCGACUUUGGACAAGGGUCCUCAAUGUCCCUCUAGAAACAGAGCACGACGAUAUAAUGAUGUACGUGCUGGGCCCAUUGAUAUGCAUUGUGCUUUUGAUCAAAUUCGACAAGGACGCCCGACCGUUGCAGCGUGCUGGAGCGACCGUCAUGCAGAAGAUCCUACUUGCCUUCGCGAUCUUGGCCGGCCUUCUGCUCGUCGCCGCCCACGUCGUCGUCAAAUCACCAUCAGGCCCGGCUUCUCACCAGGGUCACGUCGUUGAGGGACUGGUAUCGUCGGCUCGUGACGCAUUCAAAGCAUGGGAAUCCCAGGCCGGCAACAGCACCACCCUGGAAGAGGCUGUCGGCCAAUACAGCCGCCGGCAUGGAAUACCCCCACCCCCGAAUUUCGACAAGUGGUUCGAGUUCGCCACGUCUUACAACUCCACCAUCAUAGAUGACUUCGACCAGGUAAAUCUGGACUUGAAACCCUUUUGGGGGCUCCCGCCGUCCACCAUUCGAGAACGUACAUCACACCUCCUUGAACACCCCCGGCUGAAUAUGGGGGGGUUCCGUAUUCGGGGUGGCGAGGUUCAGCUCUCGCCGCAUACUCCCGGCACCCAUGCGUGGAUGAUGAACGCGAACGCCGACAUGAUCAGGCCGUUUGCGCGGUGGCUCCCAGACAUGGAUCUCGCCUUCAAUCUCAACGACGAGUGUCGUGUAGCUGUGCCGUUUGAAGAAAUGAGUCGCCUCCAUUCGGAAGGAGAGGCAGCCAGAGAGAGACUACGUCGAUUGCAGCCUGAACAUCUCUCUGGCUGGACCCCGUCGGAUCAACCGUCGUCGCCGGCAUGGUCGGAUCGAUUUAUGGACAAGGGAGACCAGUCUGUCGACCCUGGGCAACGCUCUCCUUAUUUCUCGGACCAUAUACGACGUCAGAUCUUCUAUAGCCACGUAUCUCCGGCCUGCCCCCCAGUGUCGCCGGCCCGGCACCACCGCUGGUGGGAUAGGAAGACAUCAUGCAUCUCAUGCGCAGAGCCUCACAUGACAGCCGGCUUGGGUGGCAGCUAUGUAUCGAACUGGACCCUGGCUGGAGAUCUCUGUCACCAAGUUGACCUAGCUUAUCUUGAUGGUUUUCUGUCAUCUCCAGCCCCGAUGGUCUCGACAACGACGCUAUUCCCCGUUUUUAGCCAGGGUCGUGUCGGCGGCUUCGCUGACAUCCUGGUGCCUUCGCCUUGGAACUUUGUUCAGAAAUCCACAUACGACGACAGCCUCGCCAUACCCUGGUCGGAGAAACGGAACGGUCUCUUUUGGCGAGGUGGCGCUUCGGAUGGCUUCGCCGCAGAUGGAGCUUGGCAGGGCUUCCUUCGUGCGCGAUUUGUCCAUUCCGCACUUGAAUUCAACAGGAAUCGGCCGAGGCGCUCCGCGUCGAAAUCCGCGCUUGACGUGACGGAUGUCGAGGUCAACGUGACGUUUGUUGGCAAAUUCACGAAGUGCGACGAAGGCGACUGUGCCUCGGAACGGGAGACAUUAUACAGAGGCGGCGUCACCGAAGGUCUUGACCCGGGCCAGAGUGGGCCUCCGGCCUCGGUCCCUUUCUCUGAAAACUGGAGGUACCGGCACUUGAUCGACCUAGAUGGCGCCGGCUUCAGCGGCCGUUUCAUACCCUUCCUACAGAGCUACAGCCUAGUAUAUCGUGCCGGGCUCUUCCGCACCUGGUUCGACCAUCGAGUCCAUGCCUGGCAGCACUACAUCCCCUUGGAUGUCCGACUUGGCAACGGCCUGUGGAGGGCACUGGAUUUCUUUAGCGGCAACAAAGGUGGCGAGCUUGGGGAGCAGAUCGCGCUCGAUGGCCGGGAGUGGGCGAAUAAGGUGCUGCGACCCGAAGACAUGCAGGUAUAUAUGUUCCGCUUGCUGCUGGAAUGGGGUCGUCUCGUCGAUGAUCGGAGAGAGCAACUGGGUCAUGUAUAG
This is a messenger RNA of Phialemonium atrogriseum, 4329 nucleotides long. RefSeq names its product putative T-complex protein 1 subunit beta. The record is from RefSeq and is a predicted model, not a curated record. NCBI's taxonomy places the organism in Eukaryota, Fungi, Ascomycota, Sordariomycetes, Cephalothecales, Cephalothecaceae. Gene Ontology annotation, molecular function: ATP binding; ATP-dependent protein folding chaperone; ATP hydrolysis activity. The transcript is spliced from 4 exons. Bases 1 to 4329 code for a protein of 1442 amino acids. Gene Ontology annotation, biological process: protein folding. Gene Ontology annotation, cellular component: cytosol; chaperonin-containing T-complex.